AUGUCUCAAUCCUCCACUGAUCCUCACUUUUCCACAACCACCACGGAAGCAACAAUCUACAAGCUCACAUUCUUCACGCCCCCGACAGCCACCCAAUCGUGCGUGUCGGCCCUCCACGCCGUCGGCGUAGGGGUGUGGCCCAACCCGCCCCUCGCGUCCAGCGCCAAAGACACGUCUCCUCCGAAAUACAUCGACAGCGCCUUCGUCUCGCGAGGGAGCGGGCAGUUCAAGCCGUCCGCGCACGCGAACCCGCAUAUCGGCACCCCGGGGGAGGUCGAGGUCGUCGAGGAGGACAAGGUCGAUAUGGUCGUCGUGGGGACGGAGACCGUUCGUAAAGCGGUGGCCGAGUUGAGGAGGGUGCAUCCUUAUGAGGUUGUGGGCUUGUUUGUGGUAAGGUGUGAAGAUUUUUGA
Molecule: messenger RNA, 411 nt
Organism: Cladophialophora carrionii CBS 160.54
Lineage: Eukaryota; Fungi; Ascomycota; Eurotiomycetes; Chaetothyriales; Herpotrichiellaceae
Exons: 1
Coding region: 1-411 (136 amino acids)
Source: RefSeq, a predicted model, not a curated record